Molecule: messenger RNA, 1545 nt
Organism: Mya arenaria
Lineage: Eukaryota; Metazoa; Mollusca; Bivalvia; Myida; Myidae
Exons: 13
Coding region: 1-1545 (514 amino acids)
Source: RefSeq, a predicted model, not a curated record
AUGUUAGGCGCGCUUGUGCGUGCUGAUAACGAUGACCUGUCAGAUGUGCAAGAUUCAGGAACACACUGCGGAAACAUCACCAUACCCGUAGAACACGGGAGUGAAGAAACAGAUGCAGCAGCUGGUGAGCAGUAUCGUUGUGUACCAUGCAUGUUUUCAAACAACUGCCUAAAGAACAACACGUGCGCUCCAGGAACCACCGGAAGCACGUGCGAGAAAUGUCUCGUGACUGAUGGGGCUGUGUUUUACCGUCUCGGCAACACAUGUAUCCCUUGUGCACAAUUUCCAUGGCGACUUGUGAGCUUCGGCAUCUUCUUGAUUGUCUGUAUCAUCGCAGCAUUUUGCAAUGGAUUCACACCUUCAGUGUCAACAAAGAUAAAGCUCUUGAUACAGGUUCUGCAAUACUUGGUUUUGACGCUGCACAUCAAGAUAUUGUGGCCUGAGAAGAUAUUGCAAGUAAUCGAAGUGAUUGAUUUCGGCUUCUUCUCAUCUUAUUUGCUGACACCAGAAUGCAUUUUUCCAAGGUGGUCACUUGUUCUGAAAUACUACACGGAAUGGCUGUCGUCCAUCGGUGUACCAGUUGUGAUAUUCAUUGUCUUCGUUCUCGUUGACAAAAAGCUGAGAUGGAAAACAACUACCCACGCCGGUCCCAGUCCGGACACGAUCGUCGCGACUGGAGACAGACGGACGGUUGAACGCAGAUUUUUCUUCCUUGUUGCCAUGGCAACGUACGCACCAAUCACGUUGUCUGCGAUUAGAACUUACCUGUGUUCAACCACCGUGCCCAAGGAGCUGGUCCUAGACCCCACACAGAACGUGUUUCUGCUUGACAACGAUAUAUCUUGUGACAAGUUCGUUUUCCAGACAAUCCACUUCGUCGCCAGCCUAGUUCUGUUUGUGGUUGGUGUUCUCAUGCCGAUACUGAUCGUGUUCUUUACCCUAAGGCAGCGGAAAUGGGGGCUUCUUAACUCGCAGUGGAAGAAAUAUGGGCCCAUCUAUGAACCGUACAAGAAUCGUUUCUGCUUUUGGCAGGCCUUUCCAAUGAUUCGGACACUGGUAGCCAUAGUAAUCACAGAGACUUAUCCCUUCCCCGCGUUUCUGCAGACGACAGUUCAGUUUGGCAUGACAGGUUUUUACUUGAUUCUAUUACUUGUCCUCCGUCCAUACAGACCCUGCUACUGGGUUCAUCCUUCGGUGAACAUCCAUGCUGUAUUUGAGAUCAUGUGCACAGUCGUUCUGCUGCUCGUGCAAGGUGUGGCUUUCUCUAUGGUGAUGGGCCACACCCUCCCACAUUCUGACAUCGCCACUAUCGGCUGCGUCACCCUCUUGAUGGUCGUCUGGCUGAUCGUCAUGGCAACCGUUCCCCUCGAAGCGGAGCAGGAGAUACCUGUGGAACACGACGGAGAUGAGGGGGAAUCCAUCGAGAGAAAGACGGCCAGUCAGAAAGGCAAACGCAAGUUGAAGUUUUGGAAGAAGAAGCAAGUCGGGCCCGACCCAGCGUUCUUGGAGAAGAUUGAGGCGAACAAAGACAGAAUCAAUUUUUAA